GGAAAAUUAGGAAUUUAUAUUAUAAAUAUAAAUGACUGAUGAUUAUUUUAACCUUGACUUUGAAGACAAUUGUUAUCAAUCAUGUCAAUAUUAAUUUACUAGUAGUAGAGAUAGUGGCAUGUCAUCUGAUGAUACUCAUUAAAAAAAUAUUUAGAUAAAGAAAAAAAAUAUUGCUAAAAAAUAUGAACCAAUAUAUGAAAAUAAUAUUGUUUAUAGAUAUGAAGACAACCCAGAAUAAUAUAAAAAAAUUAGAAAGUAUAUUCAUUUAUAUAUCUUAAUCCAGAAAACUUUAAAAUAGAGAAUCAGCUAAUAGAGUUAGAGGAAGAUAGAAAAAUUAUGUCCAAGAUAUGGAAUAAGAAUUAAUUGACAUUAAAAAAGACAAUUAACAUCUCUAAAUGUUAAAUGCUAAAUUACAAGCUGAAAAUGUUGUUUUAAAAUAAUAAGUUGAAUUUAUGUAAAAUCUAAUCAUGUAAUCAUAACCUCAUCAGACUGAAAUCACUUUAUAAAGAGAUACUACUAAAAAUAGCCAUCUAGCUACAUUAACUGCCUUCUCAGUUAUAUUAGGAUUUGCAUUUCUUAAUGGUGCAGAAAUAGAAUCAAAAGAAUCAAUCAUAGGUGCAAUUGAAUAGACAAACAAUCCUAUCAUAUCUCCUCCUAUUCCUGUUACUCAUUCAAUCAAACCCUUCUUACUUGGCUCAGCUAUUGCUCUUUGGUUAGUUUAUGCUCUCUAUGUUGUCUAUAAAGUGUUUUUGAAAAAUAAAUUAAAAAAGAAAAAAGUUAUUUGA
Molecule: messenger RNA, 785 nt
Organism: Paramecium sonneborni
Lineage: Eukaryota; Ciliophora; Oligohymenophorea; Peniculida; Parameciidae
Source: the annotation of a GenBank genome assembly